This is a messenger RNA of Owenia fusiformis, 1425 nucleotides long. Lineage: Eukaryota; Metazoa; Annelida; Polychaeta; Sabellida; Oweniidae. The record is from the annotation of a GenBank genome assembly.
AGAGUCUUGUAGUAUCCCAUCAGCCUAAAUUCUUCUGAUAAAGCUUCAAGAUAAAGAAAGGUGUAUGGAUCGAAUAUGCCACCAUCAAUCAAAAACAUCACAUCGAAGUGUAGCAUUUGGAAACAAGCGGGUAAAAAAUGUUUUAUACACAUCAUCCAAAAUGGAUUCAAGGAGGCCACAAAUCAUGUGCAAAUAGGCCGAUCUAACUAUUUCUUGAGUGCCUGGGCAAGAAUGUUACUUAUAAACCAAGUACACAAUUUUGAUUUUGUUUAUAUACUCAUUGAUAUCAUCAUUAUCUACUGACCAUGUAAACACAACACCAGGCAAAACUUUCCAUAUCUACAAAUGCAACAUGCAACAACAGAUCAACGUCCAUAAAGCAAAAGACCAAUAGCAGUCAACAUAAAUCCACCUACUAUCAGACCAUACACUUGCUAUAUGUAGUGAGGACACAGAUAAGUCAUUCUAGAAGAACUACAUAAAACUAAAAACGGAAAAUUAGAGAGAAAAUGAGAUUAUUAUUACUGUUGGCAAUCGCUGUGACUCUUGUAACUGGAAUUCGCAGACCAAGAACCGCUUCAUCAUCGGAUUCAGAUACGACAGAUGAAAGGGUACAGAUCCUCUGGGAUACAUACAAGAAAUACGAAGACAAGGGUACCUUUAAAACUGGAGAUCUACCCAACAAAAGUUCAUGUGGACCGUCUGAUAUUAAUCUUCACAUUCAUGCCGAAGAUGACCAUCACAACGAUGACGAACACGAUCAUAUCGCGGAACAUGAUCACCAGGAGGCACACGUACAUCUGCAUGUGAAGGUGGAACCCUCGAAGAUGAUGCAAAAAAUGAUGAUAAAGCACAGAUAUGAAAUGGACGAAGACCAAGCAGCCUAUGGUGUCUGUUUCAUGAUCCCUAAUGCAGUUGGUACACGAGCUGGUCAAGUCAUAGGAAUGAUAAUGCUAAAACAACAGAGGAACAAAGAUACCGAGAUGAGGGUGAUGCUAAGGGGCCUUGAUACCGAGAACGCUGCCGACAAUGCUGAUCACAUGCGCAAGUUGUUCCUGCAUGAGGCUGGCAUAGUAGCUCUAGGUGCUUGCGAGAAUGUGGGAAAGGUAGUGAAACUGUCCAACAGGGGUCACCACCAUUACCAUCACCAUGACAGUCAUGAGGAUAUGGAAACAGAUAUGAAAGAUGGAAAUGUAGGCAGUUUUACGUGUGAUGCAAUGGGUAACGUUAACACCAACUUGACAGCAGGCGCUCUGGCGUUGUUUGGCGAUUCUUCAGCAUUUGGAAGAACCAUUGUGAUACAAGAACAUGAUGGAAGUAUACCAGCCUGCUGUGUGGUAUUUAGAACAACAAGUGACUAUUGGACUGGCAAGAAACAAUUCCCAAGGAGGCAGGCACAACCAACAUUUUAAUAUACUUCAGUCU